CUUUUCAUAACCUAUGUCUUGCUUAUUUAUUCUUGGCAAUUAUAAAAGUCUAUUAGAUUUUAUUGGUUGUAAAUAAGUAAUUUUAAAAAUAAACGAUGUGAUAUUAAUUUUGUUUAGUCCUAAGAAUGGAAGAGCAGUCUUUAAGAGAUUCGUUAAAUACUUAUAAGAAACAGUUGGUCCAAGUUAAUUUGGCAAUAUCUACGUUUGAAGAUGGAAAAGAUAAAGAAGAUUUGUUUUCGCUUAAAAACAACUUAGAACAACUCAUUCAACUUACAAAGGAAAGUUUUCAACAACUUGAAAACUUAACUGCAUCAACAUCCUCUUCGAGUGACACUAGCACUUCCUUUGACUGCGAAUAUGCUUUAUUUAUGUCAGAAAUGGAAAAGGACGGAGUGCUACUAGAAAGUAAUGAAACAAGUAGCAGUAAAAUCUUAAAUAUUGAAGAUGAAUUAAAAGCAAUUGAGGGNGAUUUAGGAAAUGACUUUAUAAUAAUUUAUAGGGCUCUAACUUUGGGUAUUCGUAUCUCUAAUAGUCUAAAACAUGAUGGCAUAUUGUAG
Messenger RNA from Agrilus planipennis (emerald ash borer), 557 nucleotides. Its product is annotated as zinc finger CCCH-type with G patch domain-containing protein-like. Bases 126 to 557 code for a protein of 143 amino acids. The record is from RefSeq and is a predicted model, not a curated record. Gene Ontology annotation, biological process: regulation of transcription by RNA polymerase II; negative regulation of DNA-templated transcription. Gene Ontology annotation, cellular component: nucleus. The transcript is spliced from 3 exons. Gene Ontology annotation, molecular function: RNA polymerase II cis-regulatory region sequence-specific DNA binding; DNA-binding transcription factor activity, RNA polymerase II-specific. Lineage: Eukaryota; Metazoa; Arthropoda; Insecta; Coleoptera; Buprestidae.